Messenger RNA from Cannabis sativa, 1927 nucleotides. RefSeq lists its product as uncharacterized. The coding region runs from base 305 to 1696 and encodes 463 amino acids. Lineage: Eukaryota; Viridiplantae; Streptophyta; Magnoliopsida; Rosales; Cannabaceae. The transcript has 2 exons. The record is from RefSeq and is a predicted model, not a curated record.
UUAACUCCCUCCUUAGUCCAUAGGAUACUUUUCCUCCUAACACUUUUUAUUAAAAUUACAAAAAUAGCCUCAAGUAACGUAAUAUUUAAACAUACUAACACAUGAACACACCACCUCCCUCAAUUAGCUAUAUAGACUUCUUGAUUAUUUUAUUUAUAUUAAUAAUUAUAAUUAUAAUACUAAUAAUAAACUCAACUCUGUAGUCUGUAUUCGUUAAAUUCAAUUGUAUAUUUAAUGGCAGAAGAAACUGAAUUAUUCAAGAUCCGAUGAACUGAAGGGAGUCGAAAAGUAGAAGAAGAAGAAAAUGGUGAUCAAGAAGAACAACAACCAAUAUCCUCAUCUUGAUCAUCAUCAUCAUCAUCAUCAUAUAAUGUAUUUCACCAAAAGGCUUUCAAGUCUCGAUUAUCGUUACUUUCUCAUACUAAUCCCACCACUCUCCUUAAUCAUCUUCUUCUUCCUCCCAUAUUUUUCAUCACCUCUCACAAAUCCAUUCUCCUCUUUCGCUCCAAUUCGAUCAUUCCUACUCGGUGUAACCGUAAAUAUUAAUGCCACCACCACCACCACCGGUACUAGUCCUGUCUCAAUUUAUUAUUAUACCCCGCCGCGAAACGAAACGGCUGAGACUCGGCUUUGGAGGAAGAAGAAGGAAGAGUUGCUUAGAUCAAGAAUUGCUGUUUGUUUAGUUGGCGGCGCUAGGAGGUUCGAGCUAACAGGACCUUCAAUCAUGGAGAAUAUUCUAGAAGAGUAUCCGAAUUCUGAUCUUUUUCUUCACAGUCCGUUGGAUCAAAACGCCUUCAAAUUCUCGCUUCUUAAGAACGCUCCAAACCUGGCUUCUGUUCGAAUCUUUGAGCCCAAACCCAUACCGGAGACUGAGACCCAGGCUCGGGUUCUCACCGCUCAGAACUCCCCUAAUGGAAUCCAGGGUCUUUUGCAGUAUUUCCACCUCGUGGAAGGGUGUUUAACUUUAAUCCAAAACUACCAAAAACGACAGAACUUCACUUACGACUGGAUAAUCCGAACCCGAGUAGAUGGUUACUGGAACGACCCGCUCCACCCGAGAAACUUCAUAGCGGGCGGUUACUUGGUCCCACCCGGGUCAAGUUACGGUGGACUUAACGACCGUUUCGGCUUAGGAGACCUCAACACCUCAAUAGUCGCUCUCUCACGCCUCUCCCUCAUCCCAAAACUCGACUCGGCCGGGUUAUACCAACUCAACUCAGAAACCUCCUUCAAAGCUCAACUCACCACCCAAGGCGUGCCUUACGUCACCAAACGGCUCCCGUUCUGUGUGGUGUCGGAUCGGAUGUACGAAUUCCCUCCCACCCAGUUCGGCGUGCCGGUUACGGCGUUGUCGAGCCGCGGUCCACUGAGUGGAGCCAAGUGUCGGCCUUGCACGGCGGCGUGUCGGGGCGCGUGCGUUGCUGAAGUGAUGCCGGGGCUUUACAAGAGCUGGAGCUGGACCGAUUGGGCCAACGGGACACUCGAGCUGUGCGACGCGCAUGAGAAGUGGGAAGAUGGUUGGGAGAAAUUAUUUGACCGAGUCGCCGGGAAGAAACUCGCCAAAGAAAGGAAAAGAGUUCAAAGUUUGACUUUGAAAAAAUGCGUUAACGAUUUUGAAGAAAUGAAGAAACGAACUUGGAAUUGGGAGGCUCCGCCUCCGAGGCAGAUAUGUAAUAUGGGCUUGGAGGCCCAUUGAAAUGUUUUUGGGCUUUGCGGUUCGAUUUGUAAAUUGGGGAAAGGUGAAACAGCUGUUAAAUUUGUUUCUUCUUUCUGCAGAAAAAAUAGAAAUAGAAAAUAAAUUUUUGUAGUGUUUUAAUAUAGUUUUAAAGAUGUCUUUUGGAAUUGUAUUUCUUACGUUAUUAUUUUGACAUUCAAUAUAGUUAUAACAGUUACAAUUCAAAUAUUAUUCUCUUUGAAGAUUCCAGAA